Molecule: messenger RNA, 2421 nt
Organism: Penicillium maclennaniae
Lineage: Eukaryota; Fungi; Ascomycota; Eurotiomycetes; Eurotiales; Aspergillaceae
Product: putative C6 finger domain protein
Exons: 4
Coding region: 1-2421 (806 amino acids)
Cellular component (GO): nucleus
Molecular function (GO): zinc ion binding; DNA-binding transcription factor activity, RNA polymerase II-specific
Source: RefSeq, a predicted model, not a curated record
AUGAACUCCCGCGAACAGUCCGAUAUGCCUCCGGCGCCCUCUUACCCUUCCCCCAACGGCGCGCAGAUGGCCCAGGGUGCCAUGCCGUACUACAGCGGCCGCCAGCUUACCACCGACGAACUCCUCUCCGCAGAACUGUCGCGCGAAACCUCUGGUCCAGGCCUUGGUGAUGGGUCCAGCAAUGGUGUCCACCAUGGCCAGUCGAUGGUCAUGGGUUCAGGAAAUGGUGGCGAUAUGGGCCGUUCAUCAGAGGAUCAACACCAACACCAACACAUGCUCCAGUUCCCUCCCAGCCAGCAGGUGGGCGUUGAUCCGAACCAUGAUCUUAGCUACGGUGAACAAAGCGCGCGUAAACGUUCGAAAAUUUCAAGGGCUUGCGACGAGUGCCGGCGCAAGAAGGUGCGAUGCGAUGCAAGUGCGGAAACUGGUAUUGAAACAUGCUCAAAUUGCCGCCGCCUCGGUGCUGUCUGCCAGUUUAGUCGCGUGCCUAUGAAGCGCGGUCCCAGCAAAGGUUAUAUCAAGGAACUUGCUGAACGUCUUCACACCCUCGAAAGUCAGAUGCAACCUGGCAUCGGCGUCCAACCCGAUGUGCCGUACCAGUCAAUGAACGAGGUCAAUCUGCCCAGAGGCUAUCAAGAUUUCGCAUCGCCUGUCGAUACUGGCUCCGCCAAUCGCAAACGAACAUACUCAGUCUUUGAGGGCCUUCCAAGCUCUUCAUUCGCCCAGCCAAAUUUCAAUGCCCGCGCCUCGCAGAACGCUUUUGAUGCACCAGAAGCCACGGCUGAUCCCUACAACCCGACAGUUGCUAGUGGUGGUGCGCCGAAGCCUGGUAACCUGUUCUGGAAUACUGGUAAUGAGCAGGAUUUGCCAAGUGGUCUUGAGAUGACAGAUAUGCCCAGACAUGAGGGCGAAGAUGACAUGACACCCGUCAACCUCGAUGAGGGAGCUCUUGAUGCCUACUACCAGAAAGUUCACACUCUCAUGCCCAUCCUCCCCCACACUAGGGAGCGAACCCUGGAGCUUCUUCAUCAAUGUAAUCGCGAAGUACAAGAAACCUUUUGUUAUGCGCUCUACACAGUCACUCGCACUGAUUUGUCCCGCGUUUCGGGAAACUUUGAAAAAGUCACCUCGUUCGACAACGCUCAGGAUCUUGUCCUGUACUACACUAAGCAGCCUUUGAUCGUCAACUCCACAGCUGUCAACUUGAUCUGGCUGCAGACACUGCUCUUGAUGAUCAUUGAUGCCGACACUCGCGGCCCGGACAACUUUGUCCUCAAAGAUGGCAUUCCGAAACAUACCUUAGUUCAGGCCGCCAGCAAGCUGGGCUACGACCUGGCUAAGAACCAAGGCCAAUUGAAGAAUAAGCGAGCCACGGACCCUGAUGUUGACUCGGAUGCCAACCUCACUCGACGCAACUGGGUGUCGUUGAUUAUCUUGAGCAGGUGGUACGCCAUCAGUGUUGCUGAUGGCACGGUAUCUACCGGACAGGAGAUCGGUGGUCGCGAGGAUGAGCGGGUUGUCGGCCAGAUUACCACUGGCAUCGCUUCGUACACGACAUUCCUCUCUGAGAUGGUUACCCUGGCCACUGUCGAGCACAACGUCUGCCAGACCAACAGUGGACUAGGCCGAAUGGUUGGAGCAAAUCUGGUUGCAUCUCUUGAGCGCCUGGGAGAGAUGGAAGACGUGUUCAAGGUCCACGAGUUGCCUGAGAACACGAACACUCGUUCGCUUUUCGAGAGCCUCCAGGCCCAACUCUACUGGACCGUCCGCUUGCUCAUCAAGCGCCACGUUUUCGUCUACAGUCCGUACGAGAUCAUCUACUGCGCCCAGGAAGUUAUCAACGAAAUGCAGAAGGCCGCCUUACAGAACCGCCCCGCCACUCCGUUCGACCUGCACAGCUUAGCAUUGGCCUCAAUGACUCUUCUUGAAGCCACUGUUCUUCCCGAACACGCAAACGACUGCUGGACCUCCCUCGAGAAGGUUGAAGAAAUCCUCGACCACCGCGCAAAGCCUGCUCUCGAGUCCGUCGAGUUUGGCAACAUCUUCGGUACCCCAGGCUGGGACGCGAAGAUCCGUGUCUUCCUCGAAUGGCGCCGCGUCAAAUCCCAGGAAAGCCAGCUACACGAGUCUGUCGGGGGCAAGCCUGGCUCCUCUCAGCCUCCAUUAAUGGGCCCCAACGAGCAACGCUCUCUUCAGCACCUUGCCGAUCUCGCUGUUGGCGCCGAAGGCUCUGUCAGCCAGAAUGCCUCGUCUACUCCACCGCCUGGUCUGUCUGGUGAUCAGGGCGAAACCUCGCCCAAUCUCGCACCGCAACUGGCGCAGUCUCAGGGCGGAGCUGGUCGCGUUGUUGUUGACUUCACGAUGCUCACGAAGGAAGGAUAUCUGAAUGUAUUCUCGGGCCUGAUCUACCGGCGCCGCUAG